Dentiscutata erythropus is the source of this 335-nucleotide messenger RNA. Lineage: Eukaryota; Fungi; Glomeromycota; Glomeromycetes; Diversisporales; Gigasporaceae. The record is from the annotation of a GenBank genome assembly.
CUGGUCAGAAAACACUAUCACAAGUUUGUAUAUUAAUAGCCUUGUUUUUAUUAACAGUUGUGAUGUCUGCAAAUAUUUUCUUAUAUAAGGCAGGAGAGACAAGAGUCUUUAAUACUAGUCAUGAUAGCAUCCGAGUAAAGGUCGAAGGAUUAAACGAAGAUGUCGCGAGGGUUAUUCUUGUAGAUGAAAAUGAAAGUCCAAUUGACACUAUAGAAAAAGCGAAAUUUAUAAAUCAGGCGACUAAAAAUGAAAUAACACCUGUGGAAGUUAAAGCACAGAGAGGGCAUGUGCAAAUGAAAAAAAAUCUUGCGGAUUGUCUUGCAGAAGACCAUUAA